Molecule: messenger RNA, 318 nt
Organism: Oppiella nova
Lineage: Eukaryota; Metazoa; Arthropoda; Arachnida; Sarcoptiformes; Oppiidae
Source: the annotation of a GenBank genome assembly
AUGCUGUGCAACGGAAGGAUACUAACGCUUCUCAUAUUCGUCACAAACCUUAGCCAAGACCUGCGGGACGAGGAAAACGUGUCGCUUAUCAUACGAAGGGUGAUAGUCGUCGUACUCGUGGCGGCCGUCACUAUCGGCUAUAAGACCAAACUGUCGGCCCUUUUGCUGGUCGUGUGGCUCACGGACUCAAACAAAACAUUGUUUUAUAUCCGAAUAAAAAGCUUUUUCUAUACCCUGUCCGUCAUCGGCGGCCUCUUAAUGAUCGUAGUCUUAGGACCGGGAGAUCUGUCAAUAGAUAACUACAAGAAGAUCGUGUAG